AUGACAUGGAAAAGCAUUGGCUUAAUGGAAAUGUGCAAAUUUCUUCUCUUACUGACUUCAUUUCUGCCGUGUGGGAUGACGAGCUCUGUUUUAACUGUGAAUGGUGAAACUGAGGACUAUAUCCUCAACACUCAGCCUGAGCUCCAAGUGUCUCUGAAAUGUGCUGUUCAAAAUCACACCAGAGAGGAAGAACUUCUCUGGUACCGAGAAGGUGGAAGAGUGGAUUUGAAAUCUGGAAACAAAAUCAACUCCAGCUCCAUCUGCGUCUCUCCCAUAAGUGAAAAUGACAACGGAGUCACCUUUACCUGCAAGCUACAGAGGGAUCAGUCGGUGUCCAUCUCAGUGAUGCUGAAUGUCACUUUUCCUCCUCGCCUAAGUGGAGAAGACUUCCAAACAGCUGAAGAAGGGAGUGAUGUGCAGUUGGUUUGCAAUGUGAAAUCGAACCCUCAGGCUCAAAUGCUAUGGUAUAAAAACAGUAGCAUUUUGAAUUUAGAGAAAAACCGUCACCAAGUCCACCAGACAAGUGAGUCUUUUCAGCUGUCCAUCACCAAAGUCAAGAAAUCUGAUAACGGAACCUACAGCUGCACUGCAAGUUUACUUCAGGAAAUGGAGACUAAGGACUUUUACUUGAUUGUUAAAGAUAAAGAGUGGACCAUACCAAUAGAACCCAUUAUCGCAGCAUGUAUUGUAGUCCUUCUGACACUGUGCUUUGGACUGGUUGCUAGAAGAAAAAGAAUAUUGAAGCUCUGCAUAAAGGAUCAAGCCCCCCAGAGUGGAACUGCUCUGUAA
Molecule: messenger RNA, 789 nt
Organism: Orycteropus afer afer
Lineage: Eukaryota; Metazoa; Chordata; Mammalia; Tubulidentata; Orycteropodidae
Gene: TMIGD1
Product: transmembrane and immunoglobulin domain containing 1
Exons: 5
Coding region: 1-789 (262 amino acids)
Biological process (GO): cell recognition; susceptibility to natural killer cell mediated cytotoxicity; detection of stimulus
Cellular component (GO): synapse; plasma membrane; neuron projection
Molecular function (GO): signaling receptor binding
Source: RefSeq, a predicted model, not a curated record